AUGCCACACGCUCUCGGCAGGCCAUCGUUUAUGGCUAAUGACGCCGGACCUAUGAUAUCAUCAAGCCGGACCCAGUUUGACGUGCCUAACUACAACAGACAUUCAUACGAAAAAGUCAAUGUGAACAAUAGACCUGCAGCAUGUUUACCAACAAAGAAUAUCAUUUAUGGAAAUGGACUGCAUAGAUACUCAGAUGUCGUUAUGAACGAAACUGAUGGAAAAUUAGCGACGGGAGGCGAAAUGAUUCACGAUCUAAGUCUUAAUACAAUAGCCAAUAAAAAACCCAGUCAAAAAAGUACUACAGACUGGUCUUCUUCUAAUGGCAGCACCUUCUCAGGACAUGAAACUUUUUCUGUAGGUGUCGAGAAUGAAAGGAAGGCUCUCCAGAAUGGCUCAUCCCAAAAUUCCUACACAGAAAAAAAUUCUAUUACCUCAGCAGCUAGUCUUGCUCUCAAUACAUCAGUCGAUAGAUGGCCAUUAACUAAUCUCCACUACGAAGCUUCAAGGACAAACUCUCUGCCCACUCCAAUAUCCAUGGACCUGCAAAAUGCCAGCUCUGAAGGCUUCACAUCAAUACCUACACCUUCAAGCUCGUCGCACAUCGCUUCUCAAUCAGUUCCCGAUACUUCAUCACAGUUUCCGUGCGAAAGCAGCGGCUCACCAACGCACAUAUCGAACUCAAUCCUUCCUAGCUCAACCCUCCCGCCUCAUCUUUGCCCACCUCCGUUGAAACUUCGAGAUACUCUUCAAGUACCUAAAGUGGGACACAAUCGUACUGCAGAAGAAGAUGGUGUCUGUAAUUCUGGCAGAUAUUCACCCACCACUGCAAAUCAUAACUCAAGGCGAGGCUCUUUGGCUACAAACCCAAGAAAUACGCAAUCAGUAUGUUCAAAUAUUCCGCAUGAAGAGAUCUUACCAGAUGACGAUGCCUUGAUUUGGGCUGAAGCUGUCCGUCAAAAAAGAGCCAGUAAACGAAGGAAGAGGGAUGAGGAUGAUGAUGAUCGCGUCAUUGUCGGUACAAAAGUGGACCAGAACCAUGUGAAUUGGGUGACAGCCUACAAUAUGUUGACAGGAAUUCGUUUUACUGUGUCAAGAACUAAUGCAAAGAUUGAUAGACCCUUGACUAAUGCCGAUUUUGAGGCACGUCACAAGUUCUCAUUCGAUAUUACUGGUAAUGAAUUGACCCCUUCAGCCAAAUAUGAUUUCAAGUUUAAGGACUAUGCGCCCUGGGUUUUUCGAUAUCUAAGAGCUAAAUUCAAGCUUGAUCCAGCAGAUUAUCUUGUUUCUUUAACGAGCAAAUAUAUAUUAUCUGAGCUUGGCUCACCAGGAAAGAGCGGUAGUUUUUUCUACUUCUCUCGGGACUACAAAUAUAUCAUCAAAACAAUUCAUCAUUCUGAACACAAAUUUCUCCGUAAAAUACUUAAAGAGUAUUAUGCACACGUGCAGGAAAACCCCAACACCCUUUUAUCCCAGUUCUAUGGGCUACAUCGAGUUAAGAUGCCAUACGGAAGAAAGAUACAUUUCGUCGUUAUGAAUAACCUCUUCCCUCCACAUCGGGAUAUUCAUCAUACGUUUGAUCUCAAGGGGUCCACAAUUGGUCGUGAUUUCAGAGAAGAGGAUCUUGCUAAAAACCCUAGAGCUACCCUUAAAGACCUAAACUGGCUACGGCGGGAUUUACAUCUAGAGUUUGGUCCUGAAAAGAAACGAUUAUUCUUCGAACAAAUGGAAAAAGAUGUGCAGUUACUACAACGACUUGGUAUCAUGGAUUAUAGUAUGCUGGUGGGAAUACAUAAUCUGCAGAUAGGGAAUCAAGAGAACCUAAGGGACAAGACUCUUCAAGUUUUUCAGCCUGGUGGUGAUACUACAUCCGAAGAAAUUGAGCGAGGUAAUGAAAAUCGAGGUUCGCUUUUAAGAACCCCAAGCAAGUUAGAGAAUGCUAGAAAAGCAAGAGAGCUUCGUCAAAUCAUAAAGCAAGAAAAGCCUAUACCAAUGGGAGAGAGUAGUUCACGGAUGCCUGAUACUCUGGAAGAAAAUACCGCAAAAAAAGAACUACUCUUCUAUGGCGACGAUGGGGGUUUCCAGGCUACUCAUGAAGAUAACUCACCCGGGGAGCAAAUUUUUUUCUUAUCAAUCAUUGAUUGUUUAACGCAUUACGGUACCAUUAAAAAACUUGAGCAUUUUUGGAAAGGCCUUAAGCACGACAAGCGAUUAAUUUCCCCUGUCUCACCUGAUCCUUAUGCUGAGAGAUUUAUUGAUUUUAUCGAAACUAUAACCAAAAGUCCCGAGGAGGCAAGGCGAGAUAACAUCGUCGAUGCUUCUAUCCAUACCUCUGUGAACAUUAAUCCUACGGUCUCCCCUGAAAUUAAUCAAAGGAUAUCUAUUGAUGAGAUGCAACAGCAAGAAAGUUUUAAAGAAUCAGCAAGCCAGAAAAAUAGUUAUGGCGCUAUUCGGGAAGAAUAUCAUCAAAGAGGCGAAAUCCAAAUGCAUGAGAUUCGGAACAUGACAAAUAAUCGGAGUCUUAGCACUGAUCGUAACGGAGGAUUACAGGGUCCUACAUUACCAGUCGUCCGAGAACUAGGAGAAAGCAGUAACGCUUCGGCCGGACCUAAUAUAUGUGACAAUGAAAGUAGGCCAGCCACUCCGCCUAAAGAUCCUGUGGAAUAUAAUUAUCACACUUCCAUUAAAAAAUCAGCGCAUAUCUCACACGGAAAGAGACCUCUAAGUACCUGCAGCUUAGACAAAAAGUUGCCACCUUUACCCACGCAGGUGGGCUAG
Blumeria graminis f. sp. triticale is the source of this 2775-nucleotide messenger RNA. The record is from the annotation of a GenBank genome assembly. NCBI's taxonomy places the organism in Eukaryota, Fungi, Ascomycota, Leotiomycetes, Helotiales, Erysiphaceae.